Molecule: messenger RNA, 1434 nt
Organism: Lodderomyces parapsilosis
Lineage: Eukaryota; Fungi; Ascomycota; Pichiomycetes; Serinales; Debaryomycetaceae
Product: mitochondrial 37S ribosomal protein mS29
Exons: 1
Coding region: 1-1434 (477 amino acids)
Cellular component (GO): mitochondrial small ribosomal subunit
Molecular function (GO): structural constituent of ribosome
Source: RefSeq, a predicted model, not a curated record
AUGUUAAGAUUGUCUGUUGAUUUGGCCAAAGUGAGACUAACUGGUCGAAUUCCACUAAUACUGACCACCCGCAGUUUCACAACCACAACUGCACUUCUAGCCACACCAAGACAAAAGGAAGGUAAAUCGAAACAAAUCUUGAGAAGAAAAGUAGUUGAAAAGGAAAAAGUCAAGAAAUCUACUAGUUUGACUCAUUAUCCUUUCAAAGAUGCAGUACAGAAUUUGAGUUUGGAGAAAUUGGCACCUUCAAUUGAUUAUGUUGAGCCAUUGACAAAAGACAGUUUAGCCACAUCAACAAUCACUGUAUACCCAGCUGAUAUAGAAGACAAGUUGCGUACUUUCCAAGCAUUUAAGAAAUUUCAACAUCAUGAAAUGUUUAGGAAUCCGGUGUCCCUAACCACUUCGAACACAGUCAAGAUUUACGACGAAUUUGUGAAAAAUCUCGUCAAUGAAUCCAAGACCAAUCGUAAAUACAUUGAUGGUAUCAAAGGAAGUGGUAAAUCUACAUUGGUCAACCAAGCAUUAGCUUUGGCUUUGCAAGAAUUCAAAAAUGAAGUCGUCAUAUUGCAUUUACACUCUGCUGACAUAAUAGGCAACGGUUCAUCUGAUUAUUUCAAGAAUAAUAAGUUGGGAUUAUAUCAACAACCAAUGGCAACGAAGAGAUGGUUACGCAAGAUAUUGGCGGUGAAUAAAGAUAUUUUCCAAAAACUCAAACUAACGGAAGAUGUCAAAUUCUAUCAAGAUAAGCAAGAGUAUAACUUGAAAGCUGGUGAACACACAUUGUAUGAUUAUCUUUCACAAAAUAGGGAAAUUAACAAAGUACAACCAACAAUGGCGUUCCAAUUUUUCGUAAACCAAUUGAAGCAACAUUCCAAAACAAUACCCGUCAUCUUAUCAGUUGACGAUUUCAACGCCAUGGCUGAUUUUUCAAUAACUCAAUAUCGUGCACCGGACUUUAAACCUAUACAUGUAAGCGAAUUUGAAUUGGGUGAUUUCCUUUUGAAAGCAGCAAGUGGUGAAUUGAGUUUUAAUAAAGGUGGGGUACUAUUGGCCAAAUCGUGUGACUUUGCCCCUGCUAGAAAGACCACCCAUGUUGCUGUUUAUCCCAACGAAGAGUAUGAUCCAUAUAUGAAGUACCCUGAUUUGGACAUGUCGGUUUCACAAAGAUUAGUGGCUAAUGGAGGAAUAAAACCAAUCAAAGUUGCCCCUUUGUCCAAGGAUGAAGUUAGAGCAUUAUUAUCAUUUUGGAGAGAUCAACAAGUUUUAAUAACUAGACAAGAUUUCCAUAAAAAGGAGUUCAAUGACGAUCAAGCCGAUGUUGUUGGACAGGAAUUUGAUCCGGAAUUACAAUUUGAGAAAUUGGUACAAUCAAGCUAUGUUGUUUCACAAGGGAACCCAUAUGGAAUCUUGAAACAAAAUUUGAUUAGCUAUUAA